UUAACUCCUCCCCCAGUUUGCAUCAUUUAAAUAUAUUAGGGACUGAAAUUGUUAGCCUUCCCAUGAGCAUCAAAGAAUUCGUUACACUAGCUCGUCUUUCCUUGCACCAUUGUGAGAAACUUGAAGAAAUACUUGAGCUUCCACCAAAUAUAAGACAAGUAUAUGUUGGGGAAUGCAAGUCAUUAGAGAGAUUUUUGGAAGUAUCAAAAAUAUUGGAAUUCAAUGGAAGCCACAUCAGAUCGCUUGGAAUAAUUGAAUUGAACAGCUGCGACAAAAUGCAUGUGAAUAUAUGGAAUGGUAAAGUGCAAAAUCCAUUAUUGUGGAAGGGAGUCUAUGAAUAUGAUGCUACAUUGUUUCCGGAAAAUCAGAUUCCAAAGUGGUUGCGUUAUAUUCAUGAGUUUUUAAAAGAUAAUGAAAUGGUGAAAGGGCCUGAUAAUUAUGUCAAACUGAGGGGAGAAGAAGAGUGGGCAAUAGAGAUUGAAGGGCCGCACUAUUUGGAGGAGAUAAACGGAAUUGUAUUAUAUCUGGUAAUAUUUUUUAAAAAUGCUUCAGGUUGGCACAGAAAUAUUGGUAAUGCUAAGAUAACUAGUAACAGCUCAAAUCAUGUAUGUCGUAUUCAAGAAGGGGUACAAUUGGUUAAUAUGGAUUGGUACAAAAAGGAAAAUAAGACUCAAUAUGCUGUAUGGGUGGGGUACUCCAAUUUACAAUCUUUUGAACUAAAGGUUUUGGACAAUUUGCGAGUUCAAUUUGAUCUCCAUCAUCGUUACAAUGAGAUGGUGCAGUUUUAUAAAUGUUGCAAAGCCAAAGUGGUAUACAAGAAUGAAAGGAGAGCAAAAAGAAAAAGAAAAAUGGACGAAGUGUGCUCCCUGAAGAUGAAUGUUUAGGUGGAAUCUUCAUUUUUUGUUUUUUGUGUAUAGGGCAUUUGAAAUUAAUGGGAUCCUGUGUUCGAAUGAGAUUUGAGGAAUUGCAUAUGUGUGGUUAGUCAUGUUCUUUGCAAAAAAUAACCACACUGGUAUUGGAAAGGAAAGAGAUUCUUGGAUUUCAUCAUUAACAACAUAAAAUAUUUUCUCUAAUGGGUGGAUACAUAAGAUUAUGAGGAUUCUUUUCUAUUUUUGGAGAAAUCAAACCUGGUAUCGAGUAUGGGAAUUGAGUACUCAUGAUGCACAGCAUUUUAACAGGUUCAAAUACCAUACCAAACUACAUUAACUAAAAUAACUCAUAAAUUCAUGACCUUUCGAAGGUCAAACUAAUUUAACAUUAACUAGGC
This is a messenger RNA of Juglans microcarpa x Juglans regia, 1267 nucleotides long. RefSeq lists its product as uncharacterized. The transcript is spliced from 4 exons. The record is from RefSeq and is a predicted model, not a curated record. Bases 63 to 884 code for a protein of 273 amino acids. NCBI's taxonomy places the organism in Eukaryota, Viridiplantae, Streptophyta, Magnoliopsida, Fagales, Juglandaceae.